UACUCUUAACAUGAAACAACUAACCUCUUAUCCUCUGCCCUCCCCUGCAUUUUAAACAGAGUAUUCCUCUUGUUUAAUCUUCACUACAACAAUGCCAUCAUCCUCUAUUCUCUUCACUUUUCUUGCACUAUCACUCACAAUUCUUUGUUCUAAUGCUCAAGGUCCACCUUCACCUGGCUACUACCCUAGUUCCAAAAUCAGUCCAAUUACCUUUAGUCAAGGCUUUAGAAACCUUUGGGGGCCUCAACAUCAAAGAUUGGACCAAAACUCAUUAACAAUAUGGCUCGACUCUAACUCAGGUAGUGGAUUCAAGUCACUUCACUCCUAUAAAUCCGGAUACUUUGGUGCUUCAAUCAAGCUUCAACCUGGAUACACCGCCGGAGUUAUUACUUCUCUAUAUCUAUCAAAUAAUCAAGAUCAUCCAGGAAACCAUGAUGAAAUUGACAUUGAGUUUCUUGGCACAACACCAGGUAAGCCAUAUGUGUUGCAAACAAAUGUAUAUAUGAGAGGAAGUGGAGAUGGGAACAUUAUAGGAAGAGAGAUGCAGUUUCAUCUUUGGUUUGACCCAACUCAAAAUUUUCACCACUAUGCUAUUUUAUGGAAACCCAAUGAAAUAAUAUUUUUAGUGGAUGAUGUUCCCAUAAGAAGAUAUCCUAGGAAAAUUGAUGCCACCUACCCUUCAAGACCAAUGUAUCUGUACGGAUCAAUUUGGGAUGCAUCUUCUUGGGCAACAGAAGGUGGAAAAUACAAAGCAGAUUAUAAAUUCCAACCCUUUGUUGGAAGGUACACAAACUUCAAAUUACAAGGUUGUACCAUUGAAAGCCCUACCUCAUGUCAAUCACCAUCUGUCUCUGGUGGGUAUGGUAGCCUUAGCCCUCAACAAUAUAGGGCAAUGCAAUGGGUCCAAAACAGUUACAUGAUCUACAAUUAUUGUCACGACCCUAGAAGAAACCACAAUCUUAUCCCCGAAUGUUAAGGAUGUUGAAAUUCAUAUCUCUACUAGUCAGGACGACUCUGCAUUUAUAUGGUUAGAUAUCAGUAUUUAUUUGAUGUCUAGUAUAUGCAGAAUCUCCUGACUUAAUAUUUUUCAAUACACACUCUCACUAAUUGAAAUUUAUGAAGUUCAUUAUUUAAUGGAUUUUACAUGAAUUUCAUUAUGUAGAAAGAAGUGUGUUAUAAAAAAUGUGUGUUAAAAGUAUAGUGUGGAAGUUUGUUAUAAAAGGGUGGUUUUUUGUGAUGGACCCGCUUGCUAAGAGUAAUUUGUAAGAGCGGUUGAACAUCCAAACUAUCUUAUGAUUGGAAUGUUUUUGUUGUUUUUGUAUGUUGGUGUGGUGCUAUAGUUUGAUUCCAAUAUAUGUAUUGAAAUAAAUUGAUUUGGAUGAUAUCCUAAUCUUAAAUGUAUAUACGUGUACGUGUGUGAAAAGAAAGAAAGGACAUGAUGUACUAUAUGAAAAUCCUUUUGAUAUGAAUUUGGACUUUUGUAGCUUA
Vicia villosa (hairy vetch) is the source of this 1488-nucleotide messenger RNA. Its product is annotated as probable xyloglucan endotransglucosylase/hydrolase protein 32. Gene Ontology annotation, biological process: xyloglucan metabolic process; cell wall biogenesis. Lineage: Eukaryota; Viridiplantae; Streptophyta; Magnoliopsida; Fabales; Fabaceae. Bases 92 to 976 code for a protein of 294 amino acids. The transcript has 4 exons. Gene Ontology annotation, cellular component: cell wall; apoplast. The record is from RefSeq and is a predicted model, not a curated record. Gene Ontology annotation, molecular function: hydrolase activity, hydrolyzing O-glycosyl compounds; xyloglucan:xyloglucosyl transferase activity.